AAUCCGCCCAGCAAGACCAAGACCCAAGUCAAUACAUCAUCGAAGAAGCAAGAGAGGACCUAUCGUUUGGCUGAGAUAACCUUGAGCAAAAUAUCUGGGACGAAGAUAAUGGCGAGGUUGCUCACAGCUACGGCUGUGCUCCUAGCAGCACUUGUAUGCACAACAGGCGCACGCCUGCCCCUGGCAGCCAUGGCGCCCGCACCAAUGGCAGAGGGAAUGGAGGGAAUGAAGGGCCCGGAGGCGGACCUGACUUUCAUCCUGUCCGCUGACACAGCCAGCUUCACGCCAGAUGGAAACCUGGUGCUGACAAGUCCCGCGCAGACGACGGCAUUCACAGCGAAGAAGGGCCAAUCGGGCAUCUACCCGACCUCCUAUUUCACAAGCGUGGCCCCCGGCUCCAAGUUCCUGUCUGCGGACGGCAAGUGGCUGGACAUGCCUCAGGCAGCCCUCUACGGCGCCUCUGCCCAGGGCAACAACCAGUCUGUUGUGCUGCUGACUCUGGGAAGCCCCACCUACAACGCUGAGGCAAAGACUCUGACCUUCCCCUACCAGUUCCUGGCACCGGCUGAUGCCAGCGUCAAGUACCACAGCGGCUCAGUGGAACAUGUUGUGAAGGAUGUUCAGUCUGGCAACAACAUGAAUGUGAUCGGCCAGAUCAUGCCGGGCAUGACCAUGAAUGGCGCCGCGCUGUUCAUUGACAGCAACACGAUGGCGCUUCAGCCCAAGGCUGAGACCAAGACCUGGUGGUUCCCCUGGUGGGGCGGUUAUGGCAACGGCGGCUGCUACAACUGCGGAUACAACAACGGUUACGGUUACAACAACGGUUACAACAACGGCUACUACAACAAUGGCGGCGGUUACUACAACAAUAACAACAACAACAACAACGGCUGGGGAGGAAACAACAAUAACAACAACAACAACGGCCGCCACUGAGUGAUUUGAAGCACAUAUGAGGGGUCCGAGCGGAUUUCAUUGGUGUUUUUAAAGCUGAUUUAGAUUUAGUGACAUGCAACGAAUGUGCCAACAGAACGGACCAGAUUCUCAAGAGUAGUUUUUUGGGGUGUAAUAAAUCAAGACAUCUUGCCCAUCGCAUGCAGAUUGGCAUCAUGAAAGCAAUGAUGUAUAGGACAGCAUAGGACAUGUGGUACUUCCGAAUGUAGGCAAUUUUGGACAAUUGUAAGCCAGCCUCUUGAUAUG
Messenger RNA from Coccomyxa subellipsoidea C-169, 1200 nucleotides. RefSeq lists its product as hypothetical. The transcript has 8 exons. The record is from RefSeq and is a predicted model, not a curated record. The coding region runs from base 109 to 936 and encodes 275 amino acids. NCBI's taxonomy places the organism in Eukaryota, Viridiplantae, Chlorophyta, Trebouxiophyceae, Coccomyxaceae.